UUUAUGGAAUGAUCGAGGAGAAAUCCCCUAGAUCGGGGAACGAUGGACUCUGAUCGGAUCCGCGAAAAGAAGGCACGCGAUGGGAUGCGUAAAUAUUUACAUCUUUUGAGUGUUUACGGGGGUAAUUUUUAUUUGUAACAAUGACAGACGGAAACAUUUCCAUGGAGGAGGAUACCGAGCUGCGGGACCUGGUGGUGCAAACCCUCGAGAAUAAUGGUGUACUCGCGAAAGUGCGGGCGGAGCUUAGGGCUAGCGUCUUUUUGGCUCUCGAGGAACAGGAGUCCGUGAUGAAUCCUGAGCCACUCCUGAACAAGACAGUAAAGCAGUACCUGGCAAAUUCAGAAGGAAAAUUACUAUUUUCUUUAGUUAGGGAGUUUCUAGAAUAUUUUGGACUUGAUUAUACCAUAUCUGUGUAUGAUCCAGAAACUUAUUCUGGCAAGGAGUACAGUUAUAUGGGAAGAAACAAACUAUGCGAAGAAUUGGGCAUCACUUCAAGUGAACCUUUGCUCGGAGAGAUUCUGAAGAACAGUAUAAAUGGUGCCUUUAAUAAUUCCCAGAAGAAUGGACAGAGCGAUAGUAGGCUCAGUAAGUCUAUUGAGACAUCAACAAACUUUGCUAAUGCCACGUUUGAAGUUACUAUUCCAAAAAUACUACACAAAGAUUCAGUUUCGUUAUCAAAUGACAAUGAUUCCUCUGAAAAAAUCGAAAGCGUAUCAGAAUCCAGUCCAAAGAUUCCAAUAAAUGUGACAAUAACAGAUAAAAAGAAAAGUGAACAAGCAUUGAAUAACGUUUCGACUGAUAAGUCCGCUUGCGAGAUCGAAAAGAAUUCUCUCAGGGAUAAUAAAUUAAAUUUUGAAAAUAUGUCCGCUGCUGACGGAAUUGAUAGUAAAGGGAACAAUAACAUACAUUUCAAUAAACUCCCUGUAAGUCCAAAAGAGAAAAACGCAGUGUCUAAUCAUGCCACGCAAGAGACUGACGUAAAUGUAUUAAACGAGACGAAUUUGUUGAACAAAACUGAACCCUUAAUAAAAUUUGACGAAUCUAUACUCGACCAAGGGCAACUUAAUCAAAAUGAGAAUGCCUCUAAGCAAAACAUAAUGAAUAGUACAGAAAUACAAAACGCUAACAAUGUACAAAACAAGAAACAAAUAAGUUCCGAGAAUAAUUUGAGCAAGACUGUAUACUUCGACGAGAUCAUUAUUGACGGAAAGAAAGAAAAAGUUAGCGCAGUACACAAAACUGAAUUGUUAUUAGGAGAGUUGCCACCGUUAACUCCAAAAACUAAUUCAAUAUUUAGCGACUUGCCACCGCUGAAUGCUAAGAAAACUAAUAUAAAUGAUCUGAAAGAAUUGAUUGAUAUUGGACUUGGUACAGACAGUGUAGAUAACUACGAAGAGGACUUUGUAUCUUCAGCAUCUGGUAGUGCUAAUGAACAGAGUCCUUCGAAAGGACCAGACAAAGCAGAGAGUCCAACAAAGCUCCAAAAUAAAAAGGAAGAUCGAGCUCAGAGUAUUAGGAGCGAAGACAUAAGUGAGGACAUCGAGGAAUUGGAUGAGAUGCUCAGUAGCACCUCUUGCGAUAAUACAACCAAUCCGAUCAACCGGAAGAUUGUUGCUGAUGAGAGAGACAAAAUUGUUAAAAAUUUAUGUGAAAUGUUUUCCAUCGGCGAUUCAAAUUUAUGUAACGUUAACGAUAGAGCUGGAGAAAAAAUAGCGAGUGAUAACGAGGAUGAGUCACUGACGGAUUCAGAUUCGACAAUUUUGGAUGAUCUAUUGUUGGAGUUAAAUGCCCAACAUCGCACUAGAUCAAUAGAUCACAGGCGAGAUAAUAUUAUAAAAUGUCAAAAGUGUGCUAAUCGUAUGAAAACAAUCAAGGAUCAAUCAGGAACCAGCUUUAAUAAUUCACCAACAUCCUUAGAUGAGUACAAAACUGAUCUGAGUUUUAUCCAAGCCAUCGUGUGGCUUAAAUCAGCCAUAACAAUGAUGAAACAAGUUCCAGUGAGGUCAAUUCAAAAGGUUUUAGGGAAACACUGGAGAACUGUUAACAAUCAAGAUUCAAUUGUACAAGAGAACUUUAAGAUUUCUACCAAAAAAAGUGAAUUAAAAAAAGGCCAACAGUUAGAAAAUUUAAUUAAUGAUAAUCGAGACCAACAACCAUAUUCUUAUACUUUUGAUGAUGACGAAAGUGUAGCUUUGGAUGAUGAAAUGUCAUUCCAUACUCAAAAUAGCAUUGACUUUUUGAGUAAUGCUAAACACAAUCUGAUUGUCGCUUCUGAUACAGAAGCUGUUAAAAUUGACUGCGCGAACAACUUGGAGAAUAAUACAGACGACGAGGAGACAAAUUUUCAGUGCAGUCCUGGAAAUGAAGCCAUGAACAGUUUUCUGAAUAUUCAGAAAAAUUGUAUUGGACUUGGAGCUAAUAACAAAUACAUAGAACCUAUGACUAGUCCUGAGAUGAGUUUUGGAGAGGAGUGCAAGGAGAGACAAAUAACAUCAACGGCAAAUGUUGAGGAUAGCGGCUUUCAGACUUUCAACGUAAAUUCCAUUACCCAGAAUAUAGAUUUAAAAAUGUCUGAAUUGUCUGUGGGAUUGAGAAAAGAUCAAGAUUUGUUGUUGUCAUCUAUUCAGUUUGCUGAUAGUGAAAAGUUAGCGACUACUCGGAAAACACAUAGUAAUGCACGUAGACUUUUAAGAAUCGAAAAAGUCAAUAAUUUUCUGACAAUUCAAAAACCCUCGGAGUUUCUUACUGCAUCGACUUCAAAUUCGAAAAUGAUUCCUCAGGCACAAAUCGGAUCAAAGUCAACCGAUUUUCCAAAUAAAGUUAUCAGCGAUACUAGGAACGUUAAUAGAAGAAACACAGUACCAAAUAGUGAGAAAUAUCUUAAGAGGAAGAAGGAUAACCAUUCAAAAUCAAAAAACAGUCCAGCGUUUAAAAAAUCAAAAGGAAUUCAUGAUAAAAUAUCAUCUGUCUCUCUUAAUCAUGUUUUACGGACUUCAAAUACUAAUGACGUGUUGCUACAUUGCACAAAAAAGAUCUUAUGUGUUUUUGAAAAUGAGACUAUUGUAACGACAUAUUCGCGAUAUAGGAAAUGGCAAGAUUCUAUGGAGAAGGAGGCUGUACAGACUAUAGUGAAUUUAGUCGAUCUCCUACAGGAGGAAAGUGGACCGAGUUCCUGUAAAAAUGAAACUGUUCGAAUGAUAAAAAGAAUUUUUGAAAAAAUUCUAAAUAGUCAAAAUAAGAUAACAAUUUCGGAACAUCACAUAUCAAUUAUUUUGGAAUUCUGCAAUUCUUUUGUGAUAUGCCACGAGACUGUGGAUUAUUUAAUUAUGAGAUCAAAAGAUUUGACAGACGUUGUCGCAAGAAGAAUGGACGAAGAUCAAAACCUCAUAGAAACACUGAAUACCCUAGAAAGAUUCUGUCUUCUUUUUCACGGUUUGAAAACAGUCCUUAGAAAAUACAAAAAAAUGGCUCCUGAAUGUCGUAUAACCAAAUCCAGUGCCAGCACUGGAAUACCAGCAGUGACUGAGCUGUGGAAAGAAAGAUGGGGAACCAAUAAAAUUCAACAGAAUACAAGAAACCAGGAUGAAAAUCGAGCAGAAUUUUGGAUGCACAUUUUGGAAAAAUUGGCAGUUGCCAGUGCAGACAAUUAUCCACAAAUUACAGUAUUAGUAUGGCAAUGCAUAUCUAUAUUAAGAUCAGACAGCAAGAUUAAAUUAUAAAUAAGUCUGUAAAUACAUAAUA
This is a messenger RNA of Cephus cinctus (wheat stem sawfly), 3741 nucleotides long. RefSeq lists its product as uncharacterized. The transcript has 8 exons. Bases 141 to 3719 code for a protein of 1192 amino acids. Gene Ontology annotation, biological process: microtubule anchoring. Gene Ontology annotation, cellular component: microtubule organizing center. The record is from RefSeq and is a predicted model, not a curated record. Lineage: Eukaryota; Metazoa; Arthropoda; Insecta; Hymenoptera; Cephidae.